CCACGGUUCCGCGAUAUUUUCCAAACACUUUCUCCCUGUAUUCAAUCCCUAGCCUACUUAACACAACAGCCGGGAAACGAGCAACCGAUCUAUAUACUAAGUAGUCACACACGACAAAUAGCGUGAGGGUUAGUGGCUCUGUUGGUUUGUGUGGGCAGUAGUCGUCGUUUCCUCGCCCUUCUCGGUGACAACUCCGUUGUGACUUUUUAGAAUAACUGCAUUGCAUGAAAAAGUUCACAGAGGUGCGUGUACCACGGACUGAAUCGGAAUGAUUAUAUUACUUGUCUACAGGCCAGUCAUUGCCAAGCCAUGAACAUCCACAUUCACUAUGCUACACAAGAGACCAGUGGGAGAUCGAGAAAUAACAUUUGAACGAACGGUAGGGGUGGUAGGAGGAAAAAAGACGACCUGAGAAAAUUGUUCGAUGAAACGAAAGUAGCCUGUUAUUACAAAAUUUGAACAAGUGCCUUCUCUCCAUUGAUCAGUGUUAUAUUAGUUAGUUUGGCGACUUUCGGUUGCAGUGUAGCCUAUAGUAGCUUUCAUCUCGGCAAAAGGAGAGUGCUCGGAGUCUGUGUAGCUGUAUUUGCGUUAAUGUACCAUCGGCGUAGAACUACUGUUAUGAUGGGUCAAUAAGUUAGGUGGAUGGAGAGAGAAGCUGGAAUGAGAAGGCCCUCGUGUUUGAGUAAGGUUUCAGAGGUCACCAUCCCAUGUCAGGUCCCGAUUGACAGAAUCGUCUUCAUCUCUUAUUUUCUUUGCCUAAGGUCUGAACCAUGAAGUCCGGAGGACGGGGGGUGGAGCCACCCGUGGAGGGGGAGGUGAGUGGCAAGCGGCCGAAGCGCAAGUGUCUGCAGUGGCACCCGCUGCUGUCCAAGAAGACCCUGGACUUCUCUGAGGACGAAGAGGAGGACGAUGAGGAGGAGCUGGAGAAGCAUCCCCCACAGUUCUGCGGAAAAAGCCUGAGCCAGGAGGCCGAGGGCGGGGUCGGCACCGAGGAAGAGGAGGACGACGGGGAGGAGGAAGACUCCUCGUCCGAGCAGCGCGCCCGGCGUCCCAUGAACGCCUUCCUCCUCUUCUGCAAGCGGCACCGCUCGCUGGUCCGGCAGGAGCACCCCCGACUGGACAAUCGCGGGGCCACCAAGAUCCUGGCCGACUGGUGGGCCGUCCUGGACCCCAAAGAGAAGCAGAAGUACACGGACAUGGCGAAGGAGUAUAAGGACGCGUUCAUGAAGGCCAACCCAGGGUACAAGUGGUGCCCCCCAUCCAACAAGUCCGUGAAGACCCCUUCCCCCGGCGCCAACUCCCGCAAGAAGGCGUGGCCGUUCUCCUCCGAGCCGCCCAGGGACUGCGCCGCUUCCAAAAAGCCGGCCAAGGCGGAGAGCGUCCCGCAGAUCAACUUCUCCAUGGCGGAUCCUACUAAAAUGGGAGGACUGAGCAUGCUGCUGCUAGCGGGGGAGCAUGCCCUAACAGCCCGCGAGAUCGCCUCAAAAAAGUCUCCUUCGGUUGCGGACUCGGCCAAGCAGACUGGGACGUCAGACUUAGGCCAGCUUGUUGAGGUCUCCUCCGGUACCCCACAGCCCACCACGGCGGACACGGCCACCGAGGGGAAGGUCUCGCAGGCGGACCUGUCUGAGAUCUGUCCCUCACCUGGAACGUCCCGGCUGGGGGCGACUGACCCAACGAAGCCCUGCAUCGAUCCUCCUGUGCCUCGCCCACCCGAGGUAUCCAGCUGCUCCCAGGCAACUGUAGCUGAAGGUAGGCUCAGUGGACCGACUGCUCUGCUCCAGCUGGCUGAGAUGUGUCUGGCAUCUGAGGCGAAGAAGACUGUGACCUCAGCACCGCGACCGUGGGGUCAGUCCCCCACUGCCGCCUCUACAGGCAUCGCCACGGAGACGGUCGCCGGGGAGCAGGCCAGUGACGCUCAGGGAGCCCCUCUGUCCUCCCCCUGCGUCUCUUCCUGUCCUUCCUCUCUCUCCGCCUCUUCCACCCCCACAAACGACACGCCCCCCGUCCUCGGCCAGCCCCAGACCCCGAAGAAGAAGAAAAAGAAAAAGAAGAGGGAAGGGCGUGAGGCCGCUGAGGGCGGGGCCAGCGAAGGCGUGGUCAGGAGCGCGUGCGGACCCCCCGCCAAACCCUGCAAGAGGAGCCCGUCUUCGGAGUCGGACCUGGAGAGCCUCAUCGACACCAUCGACGCUGUAGCCAAGGGGUCCUGGGGUGCAGAGGACGACGGGGAGGAGGUGCCCCGGAAGAAACCCCGCCCACUCUCAGACCCAGGCUUCCCAAAGAGGAAGUCGAGGCCUAAUGCAAGGAAGUCCAUCAAGGCACAAGAGGAGGAGGAGGCAGAGGAGGAGGAGGAGGAGGAGGACCACAAGCCCGUGGAGGCGUGCGUGCCCAUAGCCUUUCCUGGGUCUGAUAGAGAGGGGGAGGUGCCUAGCGUGAAGGCAGAGCCCUUAGCCAGCGCAGAGGAGACCCUGGCCCCGCCCAGCCCCUUAGCCACACCCAUAAAGGACGAGGAUAAGGUGGCAGCCAAGUUGGAGAGCUUUGGCUCCAGGAAGUCUGAGAGGGCCUGUAAAGGGGCCCUGUACAAGACCCUGGUGUCUGAGGGAAUGCUCACAUCACUGAGAGCCAAUGUGGACAGAGGGAGAAGAGCCUCUGGUCGAGGGAACGUCUCAGACUUGGAGGGCAGUUGGGCUGAGGAGAGCUGGACGUUCGCUCAGUCCGGCGCCAGCAGCACCAAGAAGCUGAAGAAACUGAAAUCGAAAGAUGAGUCUGCUCCUGGUCUAGGGAGGCUGGAGGAGGAGUUUGAGAAGAAGUUCAACAGCCUGCCGCAGUACAGCCCCCUGACCUUUGACAGGAAGAGCACCUGCGUCACUAAGAAGAAGAAAAGCUGUGGGAACAGGGCUGAGGAUCCGCCCAAACCCGUCAGAGGUUCUCCAUCUCAGAAAAAGAAUUUGUUCCACAAGAUUGUUGGCAAGUAUAAGCACAGAAAGGAACAGCCCACUACCAUGGAUAAAGCCAUAGCGGCGCAGGCCCUGACCACCCCGCUCGCGGCCCAGGGGGCCGCACACGGGGGGCCCUGUGCCGCGCUGUACCCCGAGGGCCUGGGCGGGGCCGAGACGCUGGUGGGCAGCCAGAAGAGGAAGGCCAGGAAGAGGAAGAUCACCCACCUGGUGCGGGCGGCUGACGGCAGGCUGUCCCCGGCAGAGGGAAACCGAGCCGGAGAGCCACAGGAUCAGGAGGAAAAGCCAUCAACCCAAACGACUUUAUGCAACAACGCCCGAUCAGGACCACAGGAGGCGUGCGCUGCCCCCGCGGACACCGCGGACCGGCCCGGCGUGUCCGGCCUCCCUGCGUUUUUCAGUCUGGCGGCUCUGGCGGAGGUGGCAGCCAUGGAGAACGUGCAAAGAGCCCAGCACACUGCCAGACUGCCGGCGGAGGGCCAGUCCAAGGAAAUGGUGCAGAACCAUGUCCUGAUCUCCUGUGGCGACCAGUAAGAACUCACCGUUAGGACAAACAGACACUGCGCCCUUCUCUUCUCCUGACCCCCCCCCCCCCCCUCCCCCUCCUCCCUGCACUGGGCCAGGGGGGGUGGAAAGUGAAAUGGGCGGGAGCUCUGAGUGAGCCGGGGGGCGGGGGGGGCUGUAGGUUGGCUCUCUCCAAAGCUUUCCCCUGGAGAGGGAGCCCCGCCCCAUCCAAGACUUCCAUCAGGUGGCUGUGAUGGGUAGCAUUGCUCAAAGGAGGGCUUCUGGCUUUGCACACAAGAAGUGCAUGUGAAGGACCUCUGUGUGCUCAGUGUAUCCUGCCCAUAUGGACAUUCUUUUAAUUCAGUGUUGCCUGAUCGCCUCUGUGAGACCUUGGUUGCUCUUGUCAAACGCUCUUUGGAUAAGCCCCACUUAUCCACACUUCCCUUAACCAGAUUGGCACAAUAACGGUUCGUUUCCAUCAAGACCUCAAAAUGGCUUCCAAAUGUUACCUCUAGCUCUGCUUCUUAGGCCAUUACUCUAACUGAUUCAGUGUCUUAGGUGCUUGAGGUGUAGUGAACUGCAGAAACAAAAUCAUUCACACCAGUUUCUACAAACUCAACCACUGACAAUGACAUCUACAAGCCCAAGUGACCAAGUCAAACUUUGUUUCAUUUGAUUUACAUCAUUGCAUUUAAAAAAAAGAUUGUUUAAUCCGACGAGAGUAUACGCAUGAUUUUAAUUGGGCGCUCAUGCUCAUUUUACCACAAGGCAGUGAUGUUUGUACACAUGCUAAAUUUGCCACAAUCACAACAAAUAACCCUGAUGAUGUAAGGUGCACCUUUUCCCCACAUUGCAACUUGAAAUUAAAGCCAGAAUAUUCUUAUGCAAUACACAGCAUGCAGUUCAGAUUUCACUAAAUGCUUUAAUAGGCCUAACAGUGACAAAAUCUAGUGUUAAUAUUAUAUAUUGCCAGAGCAAAACCAGAACCCACCCAACAUGUGAGAUUCACAUAAUUUAUAUCUUUAUCUUUUUUUUUACAGAUCAGCAUAUUUAGUCUGUGGACAGUUUGACAAACGACGAUUCAAAGCAGAAUUUAGAUAAAAUUGAUUUUUGUCACACUUUUUUUAGGUUGAAAAGGCUGUUUUGUUUAAAAGGAUUUGCAAGGAAAUAUUUUUCAUUUUCAUAUUAUUACUAAUUAUGUUUUUACUGAAUGUUUCCACUUAAAUUUUAGAAAUUAAGUAACAAAAUUCUGUUAGAUUCUAGAAAGCUGGAAGCUUAGAUUAUCAAAUGCUGAGCGAUUACUGCUUUAUAGUUGUUAGUUAUUUCAAUUACAGCACAGUCUAAUGACUGGAAAUACCCAGACGUGGGUUCCAUUCCACGUUGUGUACAAAUGUGUAUGUUUUGCUUUAGGAGUUUUAUUGUGAGUGAGAGUGCUGGUUUUUGCUGUGAGAUGUUGUAUCACAGUACCUGCUCAUUUUUGGAGGUGAAGUUCAUUGUCUGGUUAUACCACUUUUCAGGAUUCCAUUUAGAGUUUUUAUAUUUUAAAUAUUUGCAAGCGUAUGAUCCAUGUGGUUUAUUAUUAGGCCACACAUCUAAGCUGCAAAGGUUGUCUUUGAAAUAGGACAUAACGUUUGACCAGAUAAAUUAGAGUGCAUUACUGUGUCCCAAACCUGCUCGUUCUCCACUGCUGGGAACAUAUGCAGUUCUUCACAGACAGUUACAAAUGGUUCAUUAGCUAACCAUAGCGUUCUGUGCUCCUCUGGAGAAUCCACAGCAUUGGACGUUGUUAGUUCACUGCAGCAAAAUAGUAUGCAAUGCUAUGCACCAUAGCUGGCGGAUGGAGAGAGAAAUACCAGUGAAAUGUGACUAGCUCCUUUAGCAUCCCAGUCAUGCCGUACUAGUCAGCACAAGUCAGAUGUGUUUUUUUUUAUAUGUUUGUUUUUUAAACUCCUCAGCCAUUGAAGGGUAAGUUCAGCUUAAUGUGAUUUUUUCUGUGUUAUCAAAGCAUCCAAUGAAAGACCAAAACCUAAAAUGUUUCUGGCUCUCAGUACUGUCUGACAUAGUCUUACCCCAUUUAGCGCUCAAUCAGGAAGCCAUUCAUUCAAGAUGUGCGCUAAAAUCCUUAACUGCAGCUCCGAAAGACAGUUUCUUUUUCAGAAAACAAUCUAUGGACAGUGUAGUUCCAUACAGCCAUCCGUUAUCUAUACCCUCUUAUUUCUGGGCAGGGUCGCUGACUUUUUCAGUAUUUUUAUGCUGCACCAAACUACUUUCCACACGUCAAAAAUGCAGUCGUUGUCCAUUCGUUAAGUUUCAGUAAAAACUACAAUGGCCAGGUUCAAUGAACAGUACUUGCUGGUUGGUUUGGAUCUUUUCAUAGGAUAUGGGAAAAAUAAAAUUAUGCCAGACUUAUCUUUUGAUCCACUGGCUGACGACAGACAUUCCCCCGUAAGGUUUUAUAGUGUCAUAGAUUAGUGGAGCUGUUUGAGAAGCCUUACUGAAGUCCUCACUUCAUUUCCCAUUCUUUUUUUUAUAAGUGUGUCUUUGAUAGUUUUAUUUUAUUUUAUUGUAUUAUUAUUAUUUUUUUUUUUUUGGAUCUCCAGUCAACAUAUACUGUAUUUUCCUCCCAUGAAGUUUUCUGUGAGUUUUAUCAAUGGUACCUUUUUCAUGCAGAUAAUUAAUAAUUGUGUGUGCUAGUUUAGGACCAUUGUUUUUUUUUUUUACAUUUAUAUUCUUGACCUUAAAAGCUUUUUCCCUUUGUACCCAGUUUACAGGAUUAUUAUGACUGUUCUCAAAGAAAAACUCAGAGCAAAAUACAAAAAAAGACGGAAAGCCUAUGGUAACCUGAUCAGCAACAGGAAACUGACAAGGGCUGCAGUGAUUUGAGAGCAGUGGUUACUGACUCAUUCCUGACUCAAGCGAAUAUAUUAAAUUCCUGAAGCAGUUGCAUUGCUGUCUCCAGCCAUUGCUUGUUAAGAAUUGUGGAAAAUAACAGAGCACAGUCUCUUCUAUGUGCCACCUUCAGAUUAGUGCAGUUGAAGCCAUAUCGGACUCCAGGUACUAGAGUGCAAUACAAUGGAAGGAAUUCAUUUUUUUAUAUCUGUUCUCCUUUUUCAGAGAGCGGAACUAAAUACUGUGGUAAUUACUUUAUGGUAUUUUGCAGGGGUACUGUCGUGAGCCAUAAGGUAAAGUUUUACUUGAUCUACUUCUAUUCAAUUUUGCAGGUUUGGUAUAAAUCAGGAUUAUAAUACGAAACCAUUUAGAGCCAGUUUACGUUAUGAAGGUACAGGACAAACAGAAUAUAUUUUCUAAAAGCAGAAAUAAAGGAGACAUAUUUAUAGGUAUCAAAUAAUAUUCCACAAAGUACUUCCACUUCUGGUUAUUCUUGCACAAUGCUUAUGCUUCAUGUUUUAACCGUCAUUCAGCUGGAUUUGCAAAAAAAGAAUUUAUCAAAAUUAUAAUUAUUACUAAAUAAUUACUAAUACUUCAAAAAAAAAGGCUAAUUGAGACUUUUGCAUCAAAAUGCCAAAUGUUUGCCAUGAAACUAAACAAAAUAUAUUUUUGUUUAUGUCUUCCCAAAAAUCAUCUCCUUAAUUAAUUCCUGCAUUUAGUUAAGAUUUUUCCCUGAGAUCUAGCUCUAAUCACAACUGUAGACUGACAUUAGUCUUUGAAAGAGUUUGUACUGAUACUAUGAACACCCUUCAUGAUGCAUUCUUCUUUUCAGACAUUUGCCAAAGAGAAGGGAACAGUGUCUUUAAAUGGAAGUCUAUUAAGAAAAUAUUUAGAUUAGCCUUUGCACUGAAAUUUGUAGUCACAAUGGUCUUCAGGUAAAUGUAUAUACAUUACAUGGCCAAAAGUAUGUGGACACCUGACAUCCAACAUCUCAUCUAAAAUGAUGUGCAUUCAUAUAGAGUCCACCCUUUGCUGCAGCCUCCACUCUCCUGGGAAGGCUUUACACUAGAUGUUGGAGCAUUGCUGCAGGGAUUUGCUUGUAGUCUGCCUUCAACAUUGAUUGGGUCUGGCUCGCAGUUGGCUUUCCAAUUUGGCUUACCCAAAGGUGUUGGAUGGGGUUGAGGUCAGGGCUCUGUGCAGGCCAGUCAAGUUCUUCCACACUGAUCUCGACAAACCAUUCCUAUAUGGACCUCACUGUGUGCAUGGGGGCAUUGUCAUGCUGAAACAGGGAGGGCCUUCCCCAGACUGUUGCCACAAAGUUGGAAGCACAGAAUCGUCUACAAUGUCAUUGUGUUAACAUUUGCCUUCACUGAAACUAAGGGGCCUAGCCCAAACCAUGAAAAACCCCAGACCAAGGGGUGUCCAGAUACUUUUGGUCAUAUAGUAUAUUUAUAACUCAGUUCCUAAUAAUAUUCCUGAGAAUGCUCCUCUGUCCUAACCUGGUUGUAGGAACAGUUUAGAAAUAAAUGUCAUCAUGUUUUAGAAGACACCCAUUUUAGAAGAUGAAUUUUGCACCUUAAACUCUAAACCAAAUGAAUUCCUCUGACUGUGCUUCAGAAUUUAUGUUCUCCACAUUGCUCUUUUUGAUGAUUUAUGGUGUUCUGGAGCCACUGAGAUAAAUUCUUCAGCCAUAUUAAAAGAAAACAGAAUAAAUGAUCAGCACUUGGUUUCUCUUGUCUGUAAGUAUGAGUGAAAGUGUUUUAGGCAAAUCUUAACAUUCUGGCAUGAAGUGUUUAGGGGAAAACUUAGCCCAGUUGGCACAUUUAGAAUCCCAAUAUGAAAUCUUCCACUUUUUUACUUAGAAGAUGCCUGUAUAGAAAUGCGUUAUAUUAAUUAUGUAAUUAUUGAUAUUGCCCCUUUGUUCUAGUACUGUAUCUUGAAUGUAAUGGAUUUUGUACCUGUAUUUUUCUAUUUCCUUGGCACUCAGAUUUUUCUGAUAUGUGAUGGAAUUCUGCAGAGAUUUACAUUGCUUAUUUAGUAGUUUGUUCUGACCUACAGUCAGAACAACAGUGUAGACAUUUCUUUGAGGAAUAUGUUUUUUUUUUCUUCAUUCAUGUGAGUUAUGCAUAACAGUAUGUUAAACUGGUAUAUGAGAGUUUUAUUUCUAAAAUUAUAUUAGCCAGACUUUGCUGUAGGAUGCGACCAAAACUGGUGUGUUCUUGAAAAGCAAAGAUGUUUCAGAGAUGUUUGAAAUUACAUAAACAAAUGCCAAACCCUAUGUACUUUGUAUAUUUAUUUCAAUUAUAUUUUUAUUGGUUGUUUAUCUAAAUAGAACUUAAUAAAGAAUAGAUGUGCAA
Messenger RNA from Anguilla rostrata (American eel), 8707 nucleotides. Its product is annotated as HMG box transcription factor BBX-like. The record is from RefSeq and is a predicted model, not a curated record. NCBI's taxonomy places the organism in Eukaryota, Metazoa, Chordata, Actinopteri, Anguilliformes, Anguillidae. Bases 771 to 3491 code for a protein of 906 amino acids. The transcript has 17 exons. Gene Ontology annotation, cellular component: nucleus. Gene Ontology annotation, molecular function: DNA-binding transcription factor activity, RNA polymerase II-specific; RNA polymerase II transcription regulatory region sequence-specific DNA binding. Gene Ontology annotation, biological process: regulation of transcription by RNA polymerase II.